This is a messenger RNA of Chelonia mydas (Green sea turtle), 3790 nucleotides long. RefSeq names its product protein phosphatase, Mg2+/Mn2+ dependent 1A (gene PPM1A). The record is from RefSeq and is a predicted model, not a curated record. Lineage: Eukaryota; Metazoa; Chordata; Testudines; Cheloniidae. The transcript is spliced from 7 exons. The coding region runs from base 547 to 1713 and encodes 388 amino acids. Gene Ontology annotation, biological process: negative regulation of canonical NF-kappaB signal transduction; positive regulation of canonical Wnt signaling pathway; positive regulation of canonical NF-kappaB signal transduction. Gene Ontology annotation, molecular function: protein serine/threonine phosphatase activity; manganese ion binding; magnesium ion binding. Gene Ontology annotation, cellular component: cytosol; nucleus.
UUACGGUGCACCAGCAAUAGUCACAGCUGUCCUGAGCCCAGGCUUUAGAGAGCAGGAAGGAGCCGCGUGCGCGCUGGCGAGGGGACGGCGGGGAGCGCGCGCGCGCCGCACACAGCAGGGUGGCAGGAGAGAGAGAGAGAGAGAGAGCGCGCGCGCGCGCGCGGCGGCGGCGGCUCGGGAGCGCGCGUGUGCCGCUCAGGGAGGGGAGCGGGGUCUGCGCGAGUCGGCGGCGGGCGGCGCUGGGCUCGCGGCAGGGCGAGAGAGAGAGAGCGCGAGCGAGCGAGCGAGCGGGGUGGGGGCGGGAGGAGGGGAUGAGCUCUUGGUUCCCCCUGGCCAGAGAGCCGCUCUCCGCAGCUGCCUGUGAAUGAACUGAAGCGAGGCCGCCGGCCCGCCGGCCCAGCCCCGCCGCGGAUCCCUCCCUACCCCGGCCCGCUCGGAGCGCGGAGCGCGGCCCUGCCCCCCCUGCGCUCCCCGGAGAGCCGGUGCCUUUGGCCGCCGCCGCGGGAUUUCUGCAAACAUGUCAAAGAACUGAAGGAACAAGUCAUCAUGGGAGCAUUUUUAGACAAGCCAAAGAUGGAGAAGCAUAAUGCCCAAGGGCAGGGUAAUGGGCUACGUUAUGGGCUAAGUAGUAUGCAAGGUUGGCGAGUUGAGAUGGAGGAUGCACAUACAGCUGUUAUUGGUUUGCCAAAUGGACUUGAUGGAUGGUCAUUUUUUGCUGUAUAUGAUGGGCAUGCUGGAUCCCAGGUUGCCAAAUACUGCUGUGAGCAUUUAUUAGAUCACAUCACAAGCAACCAGGAUUUUAAAGGGUCCGAUGGACCACCCUCUGUGGAAAGUGUAAAGAAUGGAAUCAGAACAGGUUUUCUGCAAAUUGAUGAACAUAUGAGAGUAAUCUCUGAGAAGAAACAUGGUGCAGAUAGAAGCGGGUCAACAGCGGUGGGUGUCAUGAUUUCUCCUCAACACACUUACUUCAUCAACUGUGGAGACUCAAGAGGUUUACUUUGUAGAAACAGGAAGGUUCACUUCUUCACACAAGAUCACAAACCAAGUAAUCCACUGGAGAAAGAGCGUAUACAGAAUGCAGGUGGUUCUGUAAUGAUUCAACGUGUGAAUGGCUCUCUUGCUGUGUCUAGAGCUCUUGGGGACUUUGAUUACAAAUGUGUCCAUGGGAAAGGCCCUACAGAGCAGCUUGUCUCACCUGAGCCUGAAGUUUACGAAAUUGAGAGAUCAGAAGAAGAUGAUCAGUUUAUCAUACUGGCUUGUGAUGGUAUCUGGGAUGUUAUGGGAAAUGAAGAGCUCUGUGACUUUGUAAGAUCCAGACUCGAAGUCACUGAUGACCUUGAGAAAGUUUGCAAUGAGAUAGUCGACACCUGCUUGUACAAGGGAAGUCGAGACAACAUGAGUGUGAUUUUGAUCUGUUUUCCAAGUGCACCAAAGGUAUUGCCAGAGGCGGUGAAGAGAGAGGCAGAGUUGGACAAGUACCUGGAAAGCAGAGUAGAAGAGAUCAUAAAGAAGCAGGGUGAAGGAGUACCAGACUUAGUCCACGUGAUGCGUACGUUAGCAACUGAGAGCAUCCCAAACCUCCCGCCAGGGGGUGAAUUGGCAAGCAAACGGAGUGUGAUUGAAGCUGUUUAUAACAGACUGAACCCCUAUAGAAAUGAUGAUGCUUCUGGAUUAUCCAGAAACUGCUGUAAUUUUGGGCACUCCAGACUUUAAAGGGUUCCUUCUUUUUUCUCUAUUAAGGACUCCGCAUCAACUGAUGAUAUGUGGUAAAACUGCCCAUCUAGCUGUGGAGUUUACAUUCAUCCUCCAGUUGAAAGUGCAGCCCAACCUCAGUGACCCUUCUUAACGUCCAUCCUCAACCUUAUUUAAAGAAGGGAUUAUGAUGUGUUGGUGAGAGUGACUACACCAGAAAACUACAGCAGUACGACAUCUAGCCCAGGAACUGAUGUUUUUUUUUGUAAAACAGACUUCUGUAAACGUGAUUUCAAACCAUAAUUCAUGUUGUAAAUCAGACUCCAGCAAUUUAUGUUGUAUGAUUUUGUUUUUGUAAAGUGCAAUUGUCCUUGUACAAAAUGCUCAUAUUUAAUUAUGAAUUGCUUUAAAUCACUAUAAAGGUUAGAAGAAAUGUUUGGCUUGUUGUGUGAUGCAACAAAUAUAUAGCCCUUUAAAUUUAUGUUGUGGUUUUGGAUUGCAAGGAGCAGCAGCCUAGCCAGCUAGAUGCUCAAGAGGUGCACAAAACUGUAAGAUUACUUUUUAUUUUAUAUAUAAAGAUGAACAUUCGGACAAUUUAUCCCAACUGUAGUAUAUGAAUUUGCUUGGCAGUGGGGAAAAAUAACUAACAUACUGCUCGUUCUCCAACAAACCUAUCUUUUUAUGUUUUCUAUUGCUAUUUACUAUGGUCCCAGUCCUGCUACCACUUUAAAUCAAUGAGGGUUUCGGCUGUGACUUCAGGGGAAGCAGGAUCGUGCUGUAUAAUACAGAUCAAUCAUAAGUAUAUGAAUUUUGAGGUUAGAAUGCCUUGAUUCUUUGCACCUCUUUUUUACAAACCCUUAUCCAAAAUUACUAAUCACUUGAGCAAGAGGGAGCAACUUUCUACAUACAGUAGGAGUCUGCAGCAUUUUUACUAUCCUGAUUGGCUGAGUCUGCUGCUGUUCCAAGUAAAAUAUUCUGAAUUCCAUUUUAUCAAUAAAGCUUGAUUUAACAAACAAGACACUUAAUCUUAUAUGUGUAAUUCCUCUUUUUUUCCUGCCUUUUGAAAUUCUGUGCCAUUGUAAAUGAGAUUUCACAUGUGAAAAAAUAUUUUUAAUAAUUGGUAGCCCAUUUUUAAAAUGGGGAGAACUUUGACUGUUGCCCAAGGCAUAGACAGACACUGGAACAUGUAGUGGGUUUAAUCUGUUACUCUGUUUUACAUGGAUUUAUUUCAGGCUUUUUGUUUUUCACUGAGAUGAGUAUCAGUUUGAAUUUGCCUACUGUUUAAUGAAAAUACAUUUGUCAAAGCCUGACAAUCUUAACAUUUUAUGGCAUGUGUGUUUUUAAUUGACCCACUUAUUUAGAAUGAGAAACUAGUGGUUAAACAGUAUUUGUGAUUUGAAAUAUAGCAUGUUGACUAUGUAACUGGUCAUUAAAAUUAAAUUCUAAAUUAAAAAUUUAUAAGGGUAAUAAACAUAAACUAAAUUGAUUUAAGCUUAACUUUCUCCCAUUGAACAUACAAAAAGUAAGUUUUCAAAUCAGUCGUGUUUGCAAAACUACUGUUUUGUGCACCUUGUAUUCUUGUCGUCUUAGGUUGAGGAUAUUGUGUUUGUUGUUAAUAUUUAGUUUACUUUAAUCAUUCAGUAGGCAGAGUCCCCAAAAGGAAAAUCAGUAAAAUAUAAGUAGCUUGUAACACUUACCACAACUAAACAAAAAAUCAAAACUUGGUGUAAAAUUACUUUUUGAUAGGAAAAUGUAGUACAAUGCGUUUUGCUAUAUUUGUCUUUUCCCUAACUUUGAAAUAUACAUAUUUGUAUAUAUAGCCUUAAAACUAAUGCAGAGUUAGGGAACUUUGAACAGUGAAAAAGUAACUUAUAGUGUCUCAGAAUUAAGUAUAGUAUAUACCAGCAAAAUCUUUCUUUUAUCCCUCUUGUUUAUGUGGGGUGCUUAAACAAACGUAACUUCAUUGUAUUCAGUUUGUAAUCUGUUCAAGCAUGAAUGAAGAAACCAUAAGCACUAUUUGUAUUUAUAAAUUUAUAGCAAUUUUUGGUUAAAGAACCAAUUCCUUACCUACCUACAAAUAAAUGCUUAAAAUGUCUAA